Messenger RNA from Saprolegnia parasitica CBS 223.65, 2074 nucleotides. RefSeq lists its product as hypothetical. Lineage: Eukaryota; Oomycota; Saprolegniomycetes; Saprolegniales; Saprolegniaceae. Gene Ontology annotation, cellular component: endoplasmic reticulum; membrane. The record is from RefSeq and is a predicted model, not a curated record. The transcript has 8 exons. Bases 21 to 1988 code for a protein of 655 amino acids. Gene Ontology annotation, molecular function: long-chain fatty acid-CoA ligase activity.
UGGAUCGUCCGGCGAACGCGAUGGUGUCUUCCUCGGCCUAUGUGACGACGCGGCUCAACCAAACGGUUGCCAUUCGUCCCAACACGAGCCGCCUCCCGACCGACAAGCUGCCGCCGUCGAGUACGCUCAUUUCGCUCUUUCAGCGGACGGUCAAGCGGUACGGGUACCAAAAGGCGCUCCACGAGAAGCGCAAGGACACGUGGUAUUCGCUGACGUGGCGCCAAUACUACACGCAGGCCCAAGAAUUCGCCAAGAGCCUCAUCCGCAUCGGGCUCCAGCCGCACGAAGUCGUUGGCAUUUGCGGGGCGAAUUCGUCCGAGUGGCUCAUUGCGUACAUGGGCACCAUCAUGGCGGGCGCGGCGGCCACCGGCAUCUACCUCGGCACGACCAACGAUCUCUGCCAGUACAUUUGCGGCCACUCGGAAGCGCGCAUCGUCGUCUGUGACAGCGUCGCGCAGCUCGAGAAGCUCAUUGCGAUGAAGCCGUACCUGCCACGGCUCAUGGCCCUCGUGCUCUAUGGCAAGCGCGUGCCCACGACUCUCCGGUCGCCGAUUCCCGUGUACGGCUGGGACGCCUUCGCGAUCCUCGGCGACGACAUCACGCGGGGCACACUCAAGCGCCGCAUGGAGAGCGUCGAGCCGGGCCACUGCGCAGCCUUGGUCUACACGAGCGGCACGACCGGUCUCCCCAAGGGUGUCAUGAUCUCACACGACAACUUUUGCUUCAACGCAUGGUGCAUGGACAAGAGCAUUGACCGCGACUACCACACGCGCUUGAGCAACCGCGACGUGCUCGUGUCGUACUUGCCGUUAGCACACAUCACGCCGCAGCUCAACGACAUCAUCUUGCCCCUCGUCAUUGGCUACGAAGUCCACUUUGCCCCGCGGGACGCACUCCGUGGCGGUCUCGGCAAGAUCAUCAAGGAGAUUCGCCCGACCCGCUUUUGCGGCGUCCCGUAUGUCUGGGACAAGAUGGCCGUCAAGAUGCGGGACCUGCACGGCAAGUCGCGCGGUCUCAAGAAGCAGCUCGUGCACUUUGCGACGUCGCGUGCGAUCAAGAAGACGCGCAUCUCGCAGUACGGCCAACACGGCGGGCCGCCCUGCGGAGUGGGGAUCGCUGAAAAGCUCGUGCUCUCGCGCGUGAAGGCCUCGCUGGGCCUCGACCGCUGCAAGACAUUUUCGGUCACGUCGGCGCCGCUUCGGUCCGAGACCCUCGAGUUCUACGGCGGUCUCGACAUUCCCAUCAUGGAGUUUUUCGGUCAAACCGAGACAGGCGGCUUGGCGACAAUGAACGUGCUGCACUGCUGGAAGAUGGGCUCGGUGGGUCGACCACUCCUCGGGACAGAGAUGCGCGUCACCAAGGACACGCACGAGCUGCUCUUCCGCGGCCGGCACGUCAUGAUGGGCUACCUCAAGCGCGACCAAGACACGAAAAAUGUGAUCGACGAAGAGGGCUGGCUCUACUCGGGCGACACAGCCGUCAUCGACGAAGAUGGGUUUGCGACCAUCACGGGGUCCAUUCCCGAGACGAUCCGGACCGCCGGUGGCGAGCGGAUAUCGCCGGUUGCACUCGAGAGCAUUCUCAAGGCCGAGAUUCCCCUCCUCUCGAACGUCAUGGUCAUUGGCGAGCAGCGCGAGUUUUUGCUGGCACUCUUUACGCUUAAAGUGCUCUUGGACGAAGAGGGCCGCCCGACGCCGACGCUCGAGGACGACGUGCGAGAAAUGUGCGGCGUCCUGGGGUCCCGGGCGCGGACAGUCGACGAUGCGAAGCGCUGCCCCAAGGUCCAAGCGUAUUUGGACGACCGGCUCGCGGACGUCAACAAGACGACGAGCCAGCUCUUUUCGUUUGGCCACUACAUCGCCAAGUAUGCGAUCCUCGACAACGACUUUAGCGUUGCGGGCGACGAGCUCACGCCGACGCUCAAGCUCAAGCGGUCGCGUGUCCUUGAAAAGCACGCGGCGGUCGUCGACGCCAUCUACGAGAUGUAAAUUGUAUUUACCGUUGGAUAUCAAAGUUUACACAAAGAAUGGUGGUGUUGUUGACGCAUUGUCUGUGUGUGUAGUCUCGAGGACGG